AUGGCUGAUAAAUCUAAGACCAAGGCUGCCCCUCCUCCACCUGCAGCCACACCGGGCAAGCCCGAGCCGGGCAAGCCCGAGCCGGGCAAACCCGAGCCGGGCAAGAAGGAAGAGGUAGAUAAAGAAGAGGAGACCAAAAAGCAAAAGUCGGUGCAGCCCAAGCAUGAAGUGGGCACGAGAAAGGGGUGUCGCCGCUACCGAUGGGAACUGAAGGAUAGCACUAAAGAGUUCUGGAUCAUAGGGCACGCCCAGGUCAAGAUCCUGAGUUUGGGCUGCCUGAUAGCGGCGUUGGCACUGUUCAAGUCAGUCCCCGUGCACCCCAUCUUGACACUCGUCAUCACCAUGGAGUUGUCCAUCAUCUGCUUUUUCAUCUUCAUCUACACCUUUGCCAUCCACAGAUACAUGCCCUUCAUCCUGUGGCCCAUUUCUGACCUCCUCAAUGACCUGGUUGCCUGUGUAUUCCUUGGGGGAGCUGUGGUCUUUGCUGUGACAAGUCGAAAAAGCAUGCCACUGUUCUACCUUAUUGGUGUGGUCCUUAUGGGUGUGGCUGCACUUUUUUUUUUAAUUGAUACUUGUCUUCAAAGAAAACACUUCAAAGGCAAGAAGAUCAAAAGGAACGUGCUGGUUCCUCCUCCAGGAAAGGACAAAGGACCUGAACAGAAUAAAGAAAAGGCAAAGGAACCGGACACCGCUGGCAAGGACAAGGACGCGGGCAAGGACAAGGACGCGGGCAAGGACGCGGGCAAAGGCGCUGGCAAGGGCGCGGGCAAGGAACCGGCCAAGGAUAAGGGAAAGGACGCGGGCAAGGAUAAGGGAAAGGACGCGGGCAAGGAUAAGGGAAAGGGAAAGAAAUGA
Molecule: messenger RNA, 855 nt
Organism: Galeopterus variegatus (Sunda flying lemur)
Lineage: Eukaryota; Metazoa; Chordata; Mammalia; Dermoptera; Cynocephalidae
Gene: CMTM2
Product: CKLF-like MARVEL transmembrane domain containing 2
Exons: 4
Coding region: 1-855 (284 amino acids)
Cellular component (GO): membrane
Source: RefSeq, a predicted model, not a curated record